AUGAAGAACGACACAACUGUUUAUAGGUCUGUAUAUGAAGCGUUAGAAUAUAUGUUGAAUUAUAAUCCCGAAAGAUUUGACCCAAGCACUACGUCAUGUACAAUGCCUUUUAUUAAGGAUGGUGAAAUCGUAAGAGUUCCGGAUUCAACGGUUUACACAGCUGUUCAAAACAGUUUACAAAACAUUUUAGCGAAUAUCUUUAAUUCAGAAACUACAGAAAUAAAAUUACCAUAUAUAACAGAUGCUAAAGAAAUUAAAUCAAAAACGACAACAUUAUUUACGUCACUUAAUGAUUUAAUGACUUAUAUCAUUAAUAUUCCUGCACCAACUACAGCAUUUGAUCCAAACUCGACGGUUUGCAGUGUACCUUUCAUAAAGUCGCAAACGGACUCUUUGAGUCCUGAAGGUCUUUCAGACCGAAGCGACCAGGGCGAAGCCCAUGACAGUUCAUUAAUUGUUUUAAGGGAUUCAACAGUUAAUGAAUCAUUAAAGGCGUCAUUAAUGAAAAUCAUUGAUUUUAACUCAUUCACGAAUACAUAUAAUUCAUUCAUUAAUGUUUCAUAUGCUUCUAAAGAAGGUGAGCCAAAAACUAUCGAUAAAGCGGUGUAUGAAAUAAAAGCAUCAACGACGAAAUUGAAUUCGUUAACUUUUGACGGUGAUAGUUUCGUUAAUGACAUAACAUCGGGGAAAACAAUUUUAACGAAAGAAUAUUUAAAAUCUCAUGUUAGUGAGUUCGUUGAAAUUGAAAAAGAAGGUGGAAUUAAGUUCGAUCCACUGAAUUUCAUUUUCAGCUUAGCGAAUGCGGGUGUUAGUUUCGCUGAAUGGACAACUAUACAGAGUGAAAUAAAUGCAAUAUGGACGUUUUUGGGGUCAAAAGCGGGAAUGGGUGAGCUUGUAAAUGCUGCAAGAACAUUAGGUGAAACAGGAAAUUUUGUAGAUGGUUUUAAAAGACUUGUUUCAAAUGUUUUAACAAACACAAAGAAAUUAUUUAGAUAUACCAUACAUAACGGACGGAUUUUCGAACAGGUAGCAACAAACCCUCCGGUUAUGGCUGCGUUGAUGAUG
Molecule: messenger RNA, 1065 nt
Organism: Trichomonas vaginalis G3
Lineage: Eukaryota; Parabasalia; Trichomonadida; Trichomonadidae
Exons: 1
Source: RefSeq, a predicted model, not a curated record